Messenger RNA from Limulus polyphemus (Atlantic horseshoe crab), 964 nucleotides. RefSeq lists its product as uncharacterized. NCBI's taxonomy places the organism in Eukaryota, Metazoa, Arthropoda, Merostomata, Xiphosura, Limulidae. The transcript is spliced from 4 exons. Gene Ontology annotation, cellular component: secretory granule. The annotation marks the transcript as partial. The record is from RefSeq and is a predicted model, not a curated record.
AUGAAUAUUACUAUAGAUGUUUAUUUUGCAGAUAAUGCUUUUGGACGUUGCCAAGUGGGGUAUGACGAAGGUGGCGACAUCUAUCGGUACAAUUUGACACCAGAAACUCUUCGUCUACUAGAACAGGAGAUGAAACGUCUCUUCAAUGGCGGUUACCGCUGGAGUCAUGAUUACACCCAGUGCGUCAUGCAGAACAUCCUGUACACCGACAGGCACCACCUGAUGUAUGACCCAGGCCUGUGUUCAAGAGUACUUAAACUAACACUUCCUGCUGUGUGUUUCCUUUCCCAUAUACAGCUUCCACCUACUCAGGUGGAUUUACUCUCAGCUUUGAAAGAAAAGCCGAUUUUCACCGAAGGAGGUACAGAAUGGGUUUCUGUUGAAGACCGGAAAGAACCGGAUGUUCAGGAAGAAUCCGAAGGUCAGCUAUCAUCUCUUCUAAUGACAAAUCCUGAGAUUUGGAGAAAGGAAACGGCUGAUAAAAAACCUAUGUUUAUAAGCCAUCUGAAUGAGUUAAUCGAAAAGAAAGGAAACAACAAAGAUAGGUGGCGCUCUCUUCAGGGAGACAACUUAAUAAAUGAUGUAUUUUCUCAACAAGAUGGCAGAUUCGAUGAAGAUGAAAAUGUGUGGCUGAAAAAUGCGAACUUUUUGAAAAUUUUAAAUACUCAUCCAGAAUUCAGAGAACAUAUAAAUCCAGUAGACAACGUAGACCCGGAAAUAGAAGAAGAUCUGGUGGGGAAAUUUAUGGAUGGUUUUGAGCGGCCAAUGCGCUACGAUGCAAAGAAACCAGGUCCGGCUUAUUACGUCCAUGAGCCCGAGUCCUCGGAAAUCGGCUACCAAAAUGACGUAGUAGUGCCAAAUGACAUUAUGAAAGCUCUCAGCAUCGGUGGAGAAAAUAGUUUUCCCUCGCUAACCCCAGGUGUCGUCAAGAGUCAGCAUCCGCCAUUUUCUCAGUACGCCGAAG